AGUAAUUAAUAUAGUUUCGGUGUGUUCAUAUUCCAUUCAUCGGUCCCUCGUCCUCCUCUCUACACCCCAGAGUCCCUCGAUACCCGGAUUUCGUAACACCUAAUCGCAGCAAAUUCUUACAUUGACGCCAACCAGGUCACACAGAAAGUAGAGAAAGUAAUGCCGCCCUCCUCAACAGCAGCAAUCCGCUACGUAGCCGCUACCUCCAAGAAACCCCCCUUAGGAACCCUCUAUCUCCGAUGCCAUGUGAAGCCGGGCGCUGCCAAAGCCCGCGAGGGCGUCACUGCUCUCACCGAAGACGCCGUUGAAUUGUGCGUCUCUGCGCCACCUCGAGAAGGGGAGGCUAACAAGGCCGUCAUCAAACUACUCAGUGAAGUCUUACAAAUUCCCAAGUCGGAUCUUCAGAUCACACAGGGUGCCAAAGGACGAGACAAGACUGUGGCUUGGUCCGGCAUAAAAGACACUGAGGGUGAGAACUUGGUCGUGCGAAUCGAGGAAAUUCUCAGACAGGCGGUAGAGAAGUAAUUUGUGCAUCAUCCGACCUACAUAGAGGCUCCUGAGCUGCUCCUCGAGGGUCUUGGCGCGACUCGAUACAGAGACUACCUCAAAAGGCGAGUUGUGGGACGAUAUCCAGCGGAUUUGAAGUCCUCAAAAAGGCCCACCCGAGCCUGUCUAUGAACAAAGGCUGGUUCGCCGUACACAUGAUAUUAUA
Molecule: messenger RNA, 712 nt
Organism: Sodiomyces alkalinus F11
Lineage: Eukaryota; Fungi; Ascomycota; Sordariomycetes; Glomerellales; Plectosphaerellaceae
Product: YggU-like protein
Exons: 2
Coding region: 160-525 (121 amino acids)
Cellular component (GO): cytoplasm
Source: RefSeq, a predicted model, not a curated record